Molecule: messenger RNA, 471 nt
Organism: Botrytis porri
Lineage: Eukaryota; Fungi; Ascomycota; Leotiomycetes; Helotiales; Sclerotiniaceae
Exons: 3
Coding region: 1-471 (156 amino acids)
Source: RefSeq, a predicted model, not a curated record
AUGGUUAUGACCAACCUCGCAUGGGGUCGAGGAUGGCAGUUCUUCAGGUAUAAUUGUCGUACAGGAAUUAGCUAUCAUAGAGAUAGAGGUAAAGGAAGGCAAGUGAUUUGGGGUAAACUUGGAGCUGUACGAAGGAGGCAGUCAUCUUCUUCCGCCAGAUCAAAUCCAGGGUUUGUUUAUAUUCAGCCCAUUCCUAUUGCGAAGUUUUGUAGAGGAUUACUUCAAAUCUGGAGGGAUCUCGGGAUGAUGAGGAGCGAUAUUGAUAAGAAGAAAUUUGAUCAAGGCCAAGAGCAAGAACAAGAACAAGUCAGAGGGGAUGAUCCAAGAGAUGAUUAUGGUAUUGACGUUGCGAAUGAUACUCGUGAUAUCAGGUAUGGGUGCGCAUUAGCUUAUACUGUAACCAUGACGGCACCACUCCACUACUACCUGGUUGACUUCGAUACCACUUGUAUACGGAAUUAUCUCCCAUGA